This is a messenger RNA of Coregonus sp. 'balchen', 16766 nucleotides long. NCBI's taxonomy places the organism in Eukaryota, Metazoa, Chordata, Actinopteri, Salmoniformes, Salmonidae. The record is from the annotation of a GenBank genome assembly.
AUGUCUGAAGCCAUCGUAACCUUCCAGUCUCAGCUCUCCGGAGUCAUGGAGACGGUAUUCAAGGCUGCCAUGUACGAGAUCACCAGGCUGGUGGAGGAUAGCUUCCUGAAGGAGGUGUCCCGUAGCCGGGAGCAGGUCGAGUCACUGAAGAAGCGGCUGCUGUGGUCGGAGAACAGACGCAGGGAGAGGGACAGAGAGGGAGGCCGUACGGGGAAGUGUGCGGACUGUGGGAGAACUGACGAAGAAGCCGAGGAGAGAAGCUCUGGAACCUCACAGACAGGUGAAGCGAGAGAGAAAUCUCAAGACAGUGCCUUCAGGAAAUAUUCAUAGACCUUGACUGAUUCCACAUUUUGCUGUGUUACAGCCUGAAUUAAUCAAAAUUGAUUAAAUUGAUAUUUUUCUCACCCAUCUACACACAAUACCCCAGAAUGACAAAAUGGUUGCAAAUACAGAAAUAUCAAAUUUACAUAAGCAGUCACACCCCUGAGUCAAUACUUUGUAGAAGCACCUUUGGCAGCGAUUACAGCUGUGAGUCUUUCUGGGUAAGCCUCUAAGAGCUUUCCACACCUGGAUUGUGCAACAUUUGCCCGUUAUUAUUUAAAAUGGUACUUCAAGCUCUGUCAAAUUGGUUGUUGAUCAUUGCUAGACAAUCAUUUUCAGGUGUUGCCAUAGAUUUUCAAGUAGAUUUAAAUCAAAACUGUAACUCGGCCACAGGGACAUUCACUGUCUUCUUGGUAAACAAGAAGCCAAAUAAGAGCCAAAUAAACUCCAGUGUUUAUUUGGCCUUGUGUUUUAGGUUAUUGUCCUAAUGAAAGGUGAAUUCAUCUCCCAGUGUCUGGUGGAAAGCAGACUGAACCAGAUUUUCUUCUAGGAUUUUGCCUUUGCUUAGCUCUGUUUAGUUUUUAUCCUGAAAAACUCCCCAGUCCUUAACAAUUACAAGUAUACCCAUAGCAUGAUGCCACUAUGCUUGAAAAUAUGGAGAGUGGUACUCAGUAAUGUGUUGUAUUGGAUUUGCCACAAACAUAACACUUUGUAUUCAGGACAAAAAGUGAAUUGCUUUGCCAAUUUCUUUUGCAGCAUUACUUUAAUGCCUUGUUGCAAACAGGAUGCAUGUUUUGGAAUAUAUUUAUUCUGUACAGUGUCUUGUUGCAAACAGGAUGCGUGUUUUAGAAUAUUUGUAUUCUGUACAGGCUUCCUUCUUUUCACUCUGUCAAUUAGGUUAGUAUUGUGGAGUAACCCCAAUGUUCUUGAUCCAUCCUCAGUUUUCUCCUAACACAGCCAUUACACUCUGUAACUGUUUUAAAGUCACCAUUGGCCUCAUGGUGAAUUCCCUGAGCGGUUUCCUUCCUCUCAGGCAACUAGGUUAGGAAGGACACAUGUGUAAUCCAAAGUGUAAUUAAUUACUUCACCAUGCUCCACGGGAUAUUCAAUGUCUGCUUUGUUUAUUUUUUACCCAUCUAUCAAUAGGUGCCCUUCUUUGUGAGGCAUUGGAAAACCUCCCUGGUCUUUGUGGUUGAAUCUGUGUUUGAAAUUCACUGCUCGACUGAGGGAUCGUACAGAUAAUUUUAUGUGUGGGGUAUGGAGAGGAGGUAGUCAUUUAAAAAAGAAUGUUAACACUAUUAUUGCACGCAGAGUGAGUCCAUGCAACUUAUUAUGUGACUUGUUAAGCACAUUUGUACUCCAGAACUUAUUUAGGCGAAAGGGUUGAAUACUUAUUGACUCAAGACAUUUCAGCGUUUCAUUUUGUAUUAAUUUGUAAACAUUUCGAAAAACAUAAUUUCACUUUAACAUUAUGGGGUAUUGUGUGUAGGCCAGUGACAAAAAAAACUAUAUUUAAUCUGUUCAGGCUACAACACAACAAAAUGUGGACAAAGUCAAGGGGUGUAAAUACUUUCUGAAGGCACUGUAUACAGUAUAUAUUGGUUAUUGAACUACAGUAAGUUAAAUGGAUUUACACCCGAUAACAGAAUUACGGUAACGGAAUUACAUAAUGGGUCGCUGAUCUGAACUACAUAAUGAUGGAUAUGAAAGUCAUGCUCUUCAUGGGGAUGUAUCCUGAAUAGGAACACAAAGGUAGACAUAUACAAUAUCAUCCAUUGUGUGUGUAUAUAUAUAUAUGGUAUUAUUCUACACACUGGCUAUUAUUCUAAUGAGCUCCACCCCAAAACAAAACCACAUUUGGUUGGUCCGGACCGGACCAAUUCUGAACCAAUCAUAGACGUCUGUGUUUCACAAGUUUGGACAUCACAUUACAGCACAGUAGAGUACAGUAUACUACUCUAGUCUGCUCUACUGAACUAUACUCUUCUUUACUGUACUGUACUCUACUACUGUACAAACUUGUGAAACAUAGACGUCUAUGAUUUGGUCCGGCCACCAAUCAUGGAUGUCUAUGUUAGGGCCAAAUCAAGGCUGUAGAUGUUGAAAUCAAGGCCAGGGUGGACUGACCAAAUAUAUCAACUACUUUUCAACAUUCAUGGACGUCCGGUGUCGGUCGCUGCUCAGUGGGUGAGGAUGCUGGUUACAGUAAAUGGAAAGAGAGGAGGCUCAUGGGUAGGUGUCAGUAAGAGCUGGGAGAGGUGACAUUAACGAGAGAGAGAGAGAUUGUCCAGACUGUUUUCACACUCACUUUGACCACCAGAUGACAGAAAGAAAGAAAACAGUUAUGAGCUGAAUAUAACAGUAUGGAAGGGAGGACAGUAGCAGGAGACCCUAUGAGCUGAACAUAACAGUAUGGAAGGGAGGACAGUAACAGGAGACCCUAUGAGCUGAACAUAACAGUAUGGAAGGAGGACAGUAACAGGAGACCCUAUGAGCUGAACAUAACAGUAUGGAGGGGAGGACAGUAACAGGAGACCCUAUGAGCUGAACAUAACAGUAUGGAAGGGAGGACAGUAGCAGGAGACCCUAUGAGCUGAACAUAACAGCAUGGAAGGAGGACAGUAGCAGGAGACCCUAUGAGCUGAACAUAACAGUAUGGAAGGGAGGACAGUAACAGGAGACCCUAUGAGCUGAACAUAACAGUAUGGAAGGAGGACAGUAACAGGAGACCCUAUGAGCUGAACAUAACAGUAUGGAAGGGAGGACAGUAACAGGAGACCCUAUGAGCUGAACAUAACAGUAUGCCAGUGGAAGGAGGACAGUAACGGGAGACCCUAUGAGCUGAACAUAACAGUAUGGAAGGGAGGACAGUAACAGGAGACCCUAUGAGCUGAACAUAACAGUAUGCCAGUGGAAGGAGGACAGUAACAGGAGACCCUAUGAGCUGAACAUAACAGUAUGCCAGUGGAAGGAGGACAGUAACAGGAGACCCUAUGAGCGGAACAUAACAGUGUGGAAGGGAGGACAGUAGCAGGAGACCCUAUGAGCUGAACAUAACAGUAUGCCAGUGGAAGGGAGGACAGUAGCAGGUGACCCAACUGUGGUUUGUGACUAUUAUGAUUUCACAAUGUAGCCAAUUCAAUUGGAGUAUAAGUAAUUCUGAUACUGAUUUGGUAACAGAAUUACGAGUUUUAAUCACUUAAUAAUUCAGAAACAAAUGUAUAUCAGUAAAAACACUACAACUAAUUGCUAGGUCUACCUUUACUUGUUACUUCUGUCAGAAAUUAGAAAAUAUCUUAAAGAUAUAUGGGUUUUUGGUUACUGAAUUACAAAGCAAUGUAAUAUUUUAUAUUUUAUUAAAUUAGAAAAUAUCUUAAAGAUAUAUGGGUUAUUGGUUACUGAAUUACAUAGCAAUGUUAUAUUUUAUUAUUAUUAUUAUUAUUAUUAUUAUUAUUGUUACCCCUUUUUCUCCCCAAUUUCGUGCUAUCCAAUUGAUAGUUACAGUCUUGUCCCAUCGCUGCAAUUCCGGUACGGACUCGGGAGAGGUGAAGGUCGAGAGCCAUGCGUCAUCCGAAACACGACCCUGCCAAGCCGCACUGCUUCUUGACACACUGCUCACUUAACCCGGAAGCCAGCCGCACCAAUGUGUCCUAGGAAACACCGUACAACUGGCGUGCAUGUGCCCGGCCGGCCCGCCACAGGAGUCGCUAGAGCGCGAUGGGACAAGGACAUCCCGGCCGGCCAAACCCUCCCCUAACCCGGACGACGCUGGGCCAAUUGUGCGUCGCCUCUUGGGUCUCCCGGUCGCGGCCGGCUGCGACACAGCCCGGGAUCGAACUCGGAUCUGUAGUGACGCCUCAAGCACUGCGAUGCAGUGCCUUAGACCGCUGCGCCACUCGGGAGGCCAAGGCAAUGUUUCUUACAGAAGGCAAAUAAUUUCUCCAAAACUAAAUAUGUGUUUAUUAGUUCGCAGGGGUCUUUACUUCAACAUUUAUUAUGUUUUGAUGUGUUUCUAAUACCUUAUAAGACUUUUUCUGUUAAAUGUUUUCUAAGACCCCUUUUUGACCAUAAAUCAAAGCCAUUACUUAGGCCUAAUUUGGUUGAAAAAUGUAUCUAUGCAUUCCUAAAAAUAUAGACUUACCUUUCAUUUGACAGCCAAUUUGAUAUGCUCCUAUUAACUUCACAUAUUGGUGCUCAUGGUUCCUUUUACAUGGAAAUGACCAUAUGGAGGAAUCACUCUGAUGUGGGGCUGCUGUAAUGUGUACCUUCCAUACGUUGGUGAUCAAUGAGUAUUGGUUUAAGAAAAGAGUUGAAGUCAUGGGUGGUGUCAUCUUAAUAAGAUGCUUCCUUUCCUUCAUCUGCACUGAUGUGAGGAGACUCCAUCAUCCACAAUGUUACUUUAGCCUUUCCUUUAACUUCAAAUAAAAUGUUAUUUUUGUUUACCUGUGGCCAGGUGCGGAGACGGGGCGUGGCCUGAAGCAGGAGAAAGUACCAGGGGAGGAGUGGAGCAGCUGUGGGGGCGUGGCUGGGGAAACAGCCUUCCAUGAUCUGGAGGAGGCAGAGGCCACCAGUCCUAGGAGAACAUCUGAGGUAUCUAAGGGACUAAACACCUGUGGAGGGUGCAGUGUUACAGAACGUUCAGUUAGAAAUAUAUUUGAAAGAACAUAUUAGAACAGAUAGUCUGUCACUAAGAAUAGGGCAGCCUCUUUCAAACCUCUCCUCAUAUUUGAACUGUUCCAGAACUAGCACACCUGAUUCAACUUGUCAACGAAUCAUCAAGGUAUGCUAGUUCAGGGCUACAGCAACAUUGUGAGAUGUCUUGGGGUCCCUGAGGAGAGUUCUGAAUAGGGAACCAUCAUGUCAGCUCUAUUCAGUUACUGUAAGUUUAUCCAUCAUUUAGUCCGAAUUGACUCAUUCAUUUCCUCUUCCAGUCCACAGAGGUCGGAGGUCAGAAGCUGGACAGUCUGCUGAAAGAGGAGGCUCUCCACAACACUGAGCUACAGGAGAGAUGGGAGUUCUGCCUGGACGGUGAGUUGAGGAUUUUACAACAAACAAAACACAGACAAUAGCCUACCUUUAAUAGCCUACCUUUAGGUUUAUGAGAAUGAUAAGAAGAGUAACUUAUAGUAUGCUGUGUCAUUCCAAAUGUAUUCAUUAUUACACAUGGCAAGUCAUCUGGAAACUGUAAAUACACAUUUAGCAUUACAGUUACUCUACUAAAGUUUCUAGUAAUUGUAAUGUCUUAAAUAUGAAUGAUUCUAAUGCCUCAUGUCCCGUGUGUUUUCAGGGGCCGAUGGUUCGGACGUCUCAGGGGCCCAGUAAGAGUUUCAGUGAGCAGGAGCUGCAGCAGUGCCAGGAUGACUGGGGAUCUGGUCUAGACCAGGGGCCUGAACCACCGGGCCCAGAGGGAGACCCAGGGGACCCCACUGACCCUCUCUACCGCCCUCGUUACAGCAUGGAGGAACUGGGGGGCGGCUUUGAGAAGUCUGGUUACGGCGGUGAUGGUGGUGGCGACCAUAUUCUAGACAUGGAAGGGCUAGAUAGGCUUCCUGGUUCUCCGUCUCGUCUGGGGGCGCUGACCUAUGUGAGUCACUUCCAGGUGAACCUGGGGGGGUCUGAGGGGGGAGACCAUCACCAUCGCUCCCACAUGCCUGGCCCCCAUCGGAGCCGGAGGGAGCGGGUGGGCUCGCCAACGCGGUCUCCCCAUCCGGAGGUGGGAGACCUGAACUGCCUGUUGAUCAACGAAGAGGGUUACCUGCAGGACUCCAGUGUCUUGUACCCCGAACACGGUGUCCCAGAGUCGGGUAACAGAGCUGACCACAGGGGGCUAACCUCCAUCCACUCUGGAAGCUCAGCCCACAACAACAACACAGAGAGCCUGUAUGGUGCCGCUGACAACUUUGGACACUCUCUAAAUCUCAGAGAUCGUUCACAAGAGCAGUUAACAGGAAGAGGGGGAGGAGGGGGGAGACGUCACGCCUGCAAUCAGUGCACCAUGACCUUCCCAGACUCUGGCUCCCUCAAGGCCCACAAGCAAACACACAAAACAGGGAGAGGGUCGAGUACAGGGUCAGGGUCUGGGCCUCCGUACUCCUGCACCCAGUGUGGUAAAACCUUCACCCAGGCCUGCAACCUCAAGGUCCACCAGCGUGUCCACCAGGCCGAGGGACUCCACCUCUGCAGCCACUGUGGCAAGGGCUUCACCUCCUUCUCCGACCUGAAGAGGCACAAGUGCAGCCAGACGACUGACAAGCCCUACUGCUGCUCCAUCUGUGGGAACAAGUUCAGUCGGCUCUGGAACCUCAAGCUGCAUCAGCGCAUUCACACGCAGGAGAAACCCCACCGCUGCACUAUGUGUGACAAGAGUUUCACUCGGGCGGACAUUUUGAAAGUGCACCUGCGCAUCCACACCGGGGAGAGACCGUACUGCUGCGCUGUGUGUGGACUCCGCUUCAAACGACUGGACCAUUUGAAGUUGCACCAGCGCAAACACAGGCUGGAUCUCCUGAACUGAUUUAUUUAAAUGUUUUAUUUGACAUUUUAGUCAUUUACCAGAUGCUUUUAUCCAGAGCGACUUACUAUUAGUGCAUUCAUCUUAGGAUAGCUUGGUUUAUUAUUAUUUUAUUUGACAUUGAGAUAAAAUGUUUUUGUGAUCAAUUGUUUAUUAAUAAGGACAUUGAAAAAAUGAACUGUUGGAAAUCUAACUGUGUUGAAUAAGAAUGUAUUCCUUAGAUUAUGGACUGUCUAUUAAUUGUCUGUCAUAAUGAUCAUGCCAACCUACCAAACAUUAGAAUAAUACUGCAUUCAUGACAGGUCAGAAACUGGGAACCUCUGAGUUAAAAUUAAGUUAUUUGCGUAGAGCUUCCUAUUGGUUGAUUUUUAUACUUUCCAAGUGGGAAACUCAGGUAUCAUCUUUCUACAACGAGUUCCAAGUCGUACAUUUCUGAGUUUCCUAGUUCCGAUCUGUCAUGAAUGCAACAUAUGUCUCAUAUCUUCUGUUCAUCCAGCUUGCCUUCUCCCCCAGUCACUAACCAUACUGUAACCAUACAUGUUAUUCCUGUAUAUAAUAUAUUAUGUUACCUUAAUGGAAAUAAACAUUUUACCUGAAUUGUCAUAAUUGUAUUUUUUGUACAAUAAAUAUUUGGCUCCCCAUGUAGUCAGUGAAUAGAUCAUUCCUUAAAGACAUGCUACUGACCUUUGGCGACUACUAAGUCUUUUUAAAAACCUCCCGCUUUGGGCUGGAUGUGUCCAUCUGUAGUUCAUAUAUGCAAAAUCUAUGAUCGGAAUUACUGUCUUACUUGAAUUAGACACGAAAUCCCUAGUUUGAAAGUGACUGUUUUUAUGGAAGCAUUUUACCUACGUUUCUCCCUACGUGUGCCAGCCAGCUAGCAAUUCGAGUUUAGCCAAUGAGCUUCAGUCCCCCUACCAUUACUCAAACAGCUAGCAAGAUGCACUCACAGCAGAGCGAGAGAGAAGGAAAGCAAUGACAUGGUGACCUAUAUAUGCACAUAUGUGAUGUAGUACGCAAUUAUCGGGGACCACUUUUGGCUCUUGAGGGCUACUUUCAGAACUUCUGGAUAAAAAGUGUACAAAAGUACCGGAUAAUCUCUUUAAUUCCUUUGGUAAAUAUGUUUUUAACAUUUUGUUUUGCUUACAACUAUAUUUUCACCAUAGAUAGACGAAGUGAAGUAAUUCUCUACCUCACAUAUGUAGAAUUUGGCGCAAACGAAAGGUUUCACUUGUACUAUUAACGCGUUUCUUGAAACGUUCCCUUACCGCGCGCACGUUGAUCACACAGGGCCACCGUAGAGCAGAAGGGUGACUUGCGAUUGAAAACAAUCGCAUUUCCGGAAUCUGUCCUCGAUUAGCAUGUGUUUUCUAUUUCUUCAAUUAAAACGAAUAUCUGGAAACAACUACCCCAUGUUCAUGAAGUAAAGUCAGCCUUUUGGUAAUAACGUUUUUAAUCACUAGUACUUUAUGUUGCAAAAUAUCCCAUUAUUGACUUGUAACAAGGCUAGUUCCAGUAGUAUGUUAGCUAGCAAUUUUUUUUAGCAAGUUGGAUACGAACCCAUCUUUGUCUGAUACGUUGUCUGUUACCUUGUCGAAUUUUACGAUGUGACCGUUUUAUUGAACGUUUGUUGCACUCUUCUACGCUGGACGGUCUUCACCACUUGGUUGUUAGUUAGCUAGCUAGCUGGAGGAGCUGUCACUCUUAUUGGUCAGAGAAACAGAUCAGUGAUGAGUCAGUGAUGGACAUGGCAUAUUUCUACCCACUUAUUCUGAAUAAUAGGGCUCUUUGAAGAGAUUCACUUUAGGAUCACACACAAACACAGUCCUGACUUGCUCCCACAAAGACAGAUGCUUGGUGCAGAUCCCACUGUGAAUUGAUCUGUGAAAAAGAUACACACAAGCAGUAUGUCGGAGAAUCUCGUCCUCACCUUCCAGGCCCAGCUCUCGGGAGUCAUGGAGACGGUCCUAAAGUCAGCCAUGUAUGAGAUCACCAGACUGGUGGAGGAUGGCUUCCUGGAGGAGGUAAGACGUGGUCAACAGGAAGUGACACGGAGCCACCAGGAAGUGGAGUCUCUGCGGACGCUGCUGCAGCAGGCAGAGAGUCAGCUGAAGAAUGGCAGCCAGAUGGCCAGGUGUGCAGACUGUGGCAGGACAGAUGUCUACAAUGAGGAAACAGACGACAGACCUCCAGGAAUGCAGAACAGUAAGUGGGGGCUUCCUUUGAGUCAUAAAAUACUUUUAGGUAUAACCAAGGGUUGAAUGGUGACUGUGUAGGUGUCUCCAAAAUGAGUUAGUUCUCUCUAUGACAGUUUAUAAAUAGCUAUGCUCAUCUACCACUGUUCUUUCCCAGCCUAAGGUUGGUCCAAACCACAGCAAUAUAACUAAUUAGCCUAUUGAGACAUGACACUUUGAGUUCAGGGGGUGUGUGUUAUGCUGUUGUCUCAUUGGUAGUGCUUUCAUUAGUGGCACACCGUCCGUUUACUCCAAACGCUCUGUGACAUAAGGUAAAAGCUCUCGAGUUCCAUUUAGUUUUCAAACGGAAGUUGUAGUUAAUUCUUUUUUAGUAGGGCAGCAGAGAGCCAUGCCAUGAACUACAACUUCUGUUUUGCUACGGUGUGCCACUAAUGAAUACAACGGCACACUAGUUGAAUGUCUCUCCUGGGCCUGGUUCAGCAGGACACAAUGUUGGCCAGCGUUCAGAUAGAAAUAUAUGAUAUAGAACAAACAUACCUCUCUGGUAUAUAGAAUUAGGAAUCACGUCAGUUCAAGUCAUUUAGUCAUUUCUAUCUGCAACGUUCUACAAAGUGUUCUUACUGAACAUGGCCCUGUAGUUUCACUGGUUGUCACCUGUCUCCCCAGGUGUGCUUCUGCUGAGUGGGUGUGACCUGAAGCAGGAGGAGGAGCCAGAGGUCAGGUGGAGAAGCUGUGGACAGGAAACAGUGGAGUCGUCACAGGUAGCAGCUAAACCAACUCCUCCCACUCCUCCAGCUCCCAGUCCUUCGCUGGUAGGCAGUGUUAAGGAGGAGGAGGAAGGGGAGGAGGACAUGGAGCCGUGGAGAAUGAAGGUGGACAUACAGCCGUCUGCAGCUCACACCUACACAGAGGAGCAGCGGGACUCACACACACUCGGUCAGAGUACAGGAGACUCUAUUGGGUUUCUCUCUGCGGACCCAGAGGCCCAACAUGUCACCCAGACACCCAGACCAGCAGGACCAUCUCAGAACCAGAGCAGAGGACCCAGCAAUGACGGUGACGGAACAAGGAGUAGAGCCUCACCGGUGUGGAUAAGCCAUAGGAUAUUAGACACAGAUACUGACGUUCACAGACGAGCUCAGUCGAACCUGCGACUGGUAAGAGAGCCUCUGUCGUCCUCUGAAUCUGCAGAGGCAAAGCAGCAAGCUAGAGAUUUAGCUCCCCCAGCCAAUCCCAGCACAGCGGGGGCCUCUGUCUCCUCCUCCUCAUCAUCAGGCUCUCAUGUCUUCAGCUCUCUAAACUACAGGAUUCCUUCCAAAUAUAAGCCCAGCCCUCAAGCUCUGCCGCGCAUGAGAGUAUAUAGGGACGCUGCCAAGCGGGGCGGCUACAUCAUGUACAACAGGGGCACCGCCCAGGGAGGGCUCACUCCCUCCCAAACCCCAACCCAACAACAAGGGAACAACCACCACCAGCAUCACCACCCUGGGAGGAUGGCCCUCCGCUGCCCAGUGUGUGGUAAGGUCUUCCCCCAUCCCAGCAGCCUGAAGGCCCACGAGCAGACCCACACAGGGGAGAGGCCGUUCGUCUGCGCCCUGUGUGGCCGGAGCUUCACCAAGCUGAGCAACCUGAAGGCCCACAGGCGCGUUCACACUGGGGAGAGACCCUACAGCUGCUCGGACUGCGGCAAACGCUUCACACAGAAGUGCAACCUCAAGAGGCACCAGAGGAUUCACAUGGAGAACGAUAUAUAAUGUGGGCGGGGAGGAAUGUGUGUGUGGGUGGUUGCGUGGGCAGGGAGGAGUGUGUGUGUGUGGGGGGGGAGGAGUGUGGGUGUGGGGAGGAGUGUGUGUGGGUGGGUGUGGGGAGGAGUGUGUGUGGGUGGGUGUGGGGAGGAGUGUGUGUGUGCCAGGGGAGUGGGUUGUUAAUUUGACCCAUGUUAUUGCAUAAGAAGUAUAUUGUUUGUUAUUCCUUUAUAUCAAUACUGUUGAUAUUAAAUUAGACAUGAUGUAGGAUAGAUAAGCUGUGUUUUUUCCCCCCCAUGGUGUUGUCUACCGUUUUUAUAAUAAUUUAUAGUAAUUUACAUUUCAACUAUAAGUGAAAAGAAGGUUCUCUAGACCUUGUUAACAGAUGAAUGUUCUACCAUAGAUGGCUAGUGUGGUAGCUAAUAAAACGGUUGUGUCUGUUAAAAUCAGAGCACAUGACAAUGCUCUAUCCAAGUUCUUCUGAGUGUCCCAAAUCAAACGUUGGCCUAUACAACAUGUAAUCGAAUAUGUAUACCCUAUAAAAUUGAACAUAAAAAAAUUUACCUUGGUCAAUGAACAAUGGCUGCGGAGUGAGUAAGGUCAAUAUUGCUAGUGAAUGGAGAUUUUUUUGUAUGGUGUUUGGUCGUGGCACAGUAGAUUGAAAUAAGUGGAUUGAAAUAAAUGUUUUUUUUCUUUAUGCAAGAUUUGUAUGAGAACAUACAGGAUGGUUGCAUUGUGAAAUCAAAAUCAUAGCUGCACUGUUCCCACUGGAAGUAUAACCUACAAGAGAUGGAUACGAUAGUUUUAUUUUAUAAAUAAAUAGGGUGACUGAAGAAAUUAUCUUUAACUAGUUAAUUUGUUUUUGACUAAACUUGAUAUAGGCCUAGGAUUUGUUUGUGGCUUUUAAGUCAAAAUUAAAGCAGUCAAGUGUGUCACUUUUUGUCCGAUUUCUCUCAUUUAUGUGAUUCAUUACUGUGUCAGGUACAGUGGGGGAAAAAAUGUAUUUAGUCAGCCACCAAUUGUGCAAGUUCUCCCACUUAAAAAGAUGAGAGAGGCCUGUAAUUUUCAUCAUAGGUACACGUCAACUAUGACAGUCAAAUUGAGAAUUUUUUUUCCAGAAAAUCACAUUGUAGGAUUUUUAAUGAAUUUAUUUGCAAAUUAUGGUGGAAAAUAAGUAUUUGGUCACCUACAAACAAGCAAGAUUUCUGUCUCUGACAGACCUGUAACUUCUUCUUUAAGAGGCUCCUCUGUCCUCCACUCGUUACAUGUAUUAAUGGCACCUGUUUCAACUUGUUAUCAGUAUAAAAGACACCUGUCCACAACCUCAAACAGUCACACUCCAAACUCCACUAUGGCCAAGACCAAAGAGCUGUCAAAGGACACCAGAAACAAAAUUGUAGACCUGCACCAGGCUGGGAAGACUGAAUCUGCAAUAGGUAAGCAGCUUGGUUUGAAGAAAUCAACUGUGGGAGCAAUUAUUAGGAAAUGGAAGACAUACAAGACCACUGAUAAUCUCCCUCGAUCUGGGGCUCCACGCAAGAUCUCACCCCGUGGGGUCAAAAUGAUCACAAGAACGGUGAGCAAAAAUCCCAGAACCACACGGGGGGACCUAGUGAAUGACCUGCAGAGAGCUGGGACCAAAGUAACAAAGCCUACCAUCAGUAACACACUACGCCGCCAGGGACUCAAAUCCUGCAGUGCCAGACGUGUCCCCCUGCUUAAGCCAGUACAUGUCCAGGUCCGUUUGAAGUUUGCUAGAGUGCAUUUGGAUGAUCCAGAAGAGGAUUGGGAGAAUGUCAUAUGGUCAGAUGAAACCAAAAUAUAACUUUUUGGUAAAAACUCAACUCGUCGUGUUUGGAGGACAAAGAAUGCUGUGUUGCAUCCAAAGAAUUACCACACCUACUGUGAAGCAUGGGGGUGGAAACGUCAUGCUUUGGGGCUGUUUUUCUGCAAAGGGACCAAGACGACUGAUCCGUGUAAAGGAAAUAAUGAAUGGGGCCAUGUAUCGUGAGAUUUUGAGUGAAAACCUCCUUCCAUCAGCAAGGGCAUUGAAGAUGAAACGUGGCUGGGCCUUUCAGCAUGACAAUGAUCCCAAACACACCGCCCGGGCAACGAAGGAGUGGCUUCGUAAGAAGAAUUUCAAGGUCCUGGAGUGGCCUAGCCAGUCUCCAGAUCUCAACCCCAUAGAAAAUCUUUGGAGGGAGUUGAAAGUCCGUGUUGCCCAGCGACAGCCCCAAAACAUCACUGCUCUAGAGGAGAUCUGCAUGGAGGAAUGGGCCAAAAUACCAGCAACAGUGUGUGAAAACCUUGUGAAGACUUACAGAAAACAUUUGACCUGUGUCAUUGCCAACAAAGGGUAUAUAACAAAGUUUUGAGAAACUUUUGUUAUUGACCAAAUACUUAUUUUCCACCAUAAUUUGCAAAUAAAUUCAUAAAAAAUCCUACAAUGUGAUUUUCUGGAUUUCUUUUUCUCAUUUUGUCUGUCAUAGUUGACGUGUACGUAUGAUGAAAAUUACAGGCCUCUCUCAUCUUUUUAAGUGGGAGAACUUGCACAAUUGGUGGCUGACUAAAUACUUUUUUUCUCCACUGUAUAUUCUUCCCUGGUAUAUUUGUGUGUUAUUCUACUUGUCUGGUCAAAAGUAGUGCACUAGGGGAUAGGGUACUAUUUCGCUGACCAGGGCCCAUAGGGCUCUGGUCAAAAGUAGUGCACUAAUUAGGUGAGAGGGCACCAUUUUGGACACAUACAAAGACCAUUAUAAGCGGGCAUAUAAAGAGUCUACUAUAUACAUUUAAUACGGGCUUUAUACAAAUGUUCUGUAUAAAUAGCCUCUAAAAUAUAUGUAAACAGACCAUAGAUGUAUCAGAUUUUGUUUUCUUGGAAAGCUGUGAGUGCUAUUAUAUCAUACAAUAUUGGAACUUGUUGCAUUUACAACUUGUCUAAGUCCUAUCAUCAACUGAUUUGAGCCAGUGUAUGGCUGUGGAUUGACUGCAUUGUUUGAAUGAAAUGUUGGCAUAUUGGCAGUUAUUUUGAAAAAAUUAAUGGAAUCAUUCCUCUAAAACUGUCUGGCUAGCUACUGUCCUAUAGGUUUUCGCUCCAACCCUAUCUAGUACACCUGAUUCUAAUAAUUAGCUGGUUGAUUAACUGAAUCAGUUUAGUUACAACUGGGGUUGAAACGAAAACCUACAGGAAGGAAUAGCUCUCCAGGAACAGGGUUGGCCAGCCCUGGCAUAGAUACAUAAAGGGGAAUGCCCAUUACUCAUAUUUAAGUGAUAAUGCCCGAGAAGCCAUUGUUUGGAGGAUAUAUUGGCACAGGUGCCAAUAUAUCCUCCAAACACCGGCACAGGUGCCAAUAUAUCCUCCAAACACCGGCACAGGUGCCAGUAUAUGGCUUCUCGGGCAUUAUCACUUAAAUAUGAGUAAUGGGCAUUCCCCUUUAUUUAUCUAUGCCAGGGCAUUAUCACUUUUAUACAACGGGUUACCAACAUAUUAAAAUAAUGAUUGACAUAUUUUCUUAAAAUUUUUUGAUUAAUUUCUUCAUAUUAUUUCAUCCUUCCACAAGAUAUAGUCCCGACACAAAUCUAGGGUUGCUACCCAAGCCAGCUGGUCGUUCGUUGUAUUGGUUCGGUUGCUAGAGACGUGACCCAGUCGUUCAGUCUUUUUGUUCUGUAUCUAUAGACGCGACCCAGUCAUUCAGUCUUUUUGUUCUGUAUCUAUAGACGCGACCCAGUCGUUCAGUCUUUUUGUUCUGUAUCUAUAGACGCGACCCAGUUGUUCAGUCUUUUUGUUCUGUAUCUAUAGACGCGACCCAGUCAUUCAGUCUUUUUGUUCUGUAUCUAUAGACGCGACCCAGUCGUUGUCUUUUUGUUCUGUAUCUAUAGACGCGACCCAGUCGUUCAGUCUAUUUGUUCUGUAUCUAUAGACGCGACCCAGUCGUUCAGUCUUUUUGUUCUGUAUCUAUAGACGCGACCCAGUCGUUCAGUCUUUUUGUUCUGUAUCUAUAGACGCGACCCAGUCGUUCAGUCUUUUUGUUCUGUAUCUAUAGACGCGACCCAGUCAUUCAGUCUUUUUGUUCUGUAUCUAUGGACGCGACCCAGUCGUUCGUUCUAAAUGUUUCAUUGCCAUACUGGCUGACAACGUUCGUAUCCCUUCCUUGCUAGCUACCCAACUACGACUAACGUACAGUCACGUCAAACUGUGCAGCCAGAAUAACAACAGUAGCUGCAUUUGCAUUUGUUUAAGCUGUUUUCUAUAGACAUUUUAUUUGGAUACAUCCAUAACAAUGAGCUAAUGAGGUGUGAUUUGGCCUGGCAUAGAAAAUGUGCUCUCUCGUCAGGACACUGUUGUCCAGAGGAGCUAGCCAACAACACAGCUAACACAAUCACUUUCAACGGAAGCUGGAAAGACUGCAAACUAGCUGCACUGCCUGUCUGUCUCGUCCCGACUCCCUACACGUUCAUUGCUAUGGGACAGCUGGAGAUCGAAUUUGAAUAUUGAAACAAUGUUGCAAAUGUCAGAGACAGACAGCAAGGUUUAUACAAAUCUCCGCUGUUGAAAUGUGAGAUAAUGUCUAGAUGCUUUUUAUAGUGGAGAUCAAGUUAAUAAACAGCCUGGCUGGGCUGAUGAGAGUGGAUUGCGCAGUCAGUUACAACCUACAGUUGUAUAAUGACCACUAGAUGCUUCUAUAAAACUGAUAAUAAACUUUAUUGUGACUAUAUCACAUGUAUAAUAUGUCAAUACAAGUUUAAGGAGAGUGUGUGUGUGUAUGUUUGAGAGUACACAAUGCUGUUAUGUUAUUAUUAAGAAAAAAACACCUUCUCACAAAUCCAUUCGAAUUUCGAGUCACACCCAAAGUCAUUCCAUGCAUGUAGAGGGAUAUUUUGUACACCUCCAUAUAUCAUAGCACAGUCCUUCUCUCCAGCAGCAGAAUCAGGUUUUGACCACCACCAGUACCUACAGGGUAAACACCAGUGAUACAGUUAAACCUUGUGGUAAAAACAUAACCCUGGAAAAUAUCCAGAUGUUUUUCCACUUUAAUUGUUCAGAGCCUUUUUAUAAGAGUAGUUAUAAAUAUUACGCUUUGGUCAGUGGUGUGCCGUCCACCCAUUUCCAAGUUCCCUGUGUCUCUCUGUCAGUCAGACCAAUCCAGAUCCAUUGAUCAAAUGUAGUGAGAAAUACCUUUGUUGAAAAAGAUAUAUAACAAAAAUAGUAUAUAAUGAAGAUUGAUCAUAUCCAUCUAUCACUCCUUCCUUCCCUCCCUCCCUCUCUCUCUCCCCCUCUCCCUCUGUAUCUCUGUCUAUGUUGCUCUCGUUCUCUCUGUCUCGCUCUCUGUCUCUUACAAAAAUUAUUAUUGCUUUAUUGGCAUGACAAUAAAAUGUACAUAUUGCCAAAGCAUACUUUGGAAAUGGAAUGAUUCAUUGACAAUAUUAACAUCAUAAAAACAUAAUCUAGAUUGUAAACGAAACAUGACAAUCAGUAGAAACAAUAACCAAGGGUGGGGGGGGUGGGGUUGUAUUAGAAAUGGCAAUCAGCAAGAAAAUAAACAUACAAUGGACAAUAGCGUUAACAAUAACAACACAAUGGCAUUGCAGACAAGUGCAGGUUGGUUGGUUGAUCUUAUGGCAGGCAGCAAUGUAGUGCACUGCCAACCCACAGUUCUCUGCGUCCUCCCCCAACAGAACGGGAAGCUUCUUGUCAUCUGAGGUCUUGGAAGCUUUCAAUUGUGGUUUCAAAUUGAUUUAAUAACAUAUGUUUCCCUCAAAUACUCGAGCAUCUCGUCUCCUCUCUUCGAGUCUCAUUCUACUCGAUCUUCUCUUCUAUCGUCGCUCUCCCCUCCACUCUCUCUCUCUCUCUCUACUCUCUCUAUCUCGUCUAUCUCUCUCUCCUCCUCUCUCUCUCUCUCUCUCUCUCUCCUUCUUUGUUUUCUCUCUCUUACCUGUUCAUCUUUGCUGUUUAUGAUCACCAGGUCUGCUCCUCUCUUCAGACAGUCCUGUCUGGCGUAA